This is a messenger RNA of Aspergillus nomiae NRRL 13137, 852 nucleotides long. Its product is annotated as ceramidase. The coding region runs from base 1 to 852 and encodes 283 amino acids. The transcript is spliced from 7 exons. Gene Ontology annotation, cellular component: endoplasmic reticulum membrane. Gene Ontology annotation, biological process: ceramide biosynthetic process; ceramide catabolic process. NCBI's taxonomy places the organism in Eukaryota, Fungi, Ascomycota, Eurotiomycetes, Eurotiales, Aspergillaceae. The record is from RefSeq and is a predicted model, not a curated record.
AUGUUCGCAGAAACCUCGCCUGACGCAUUCUGGGGGAUGCAAACUGCCAAAUCCAACUUUUGCGAGCAGGAUUAUGCAGUGACAAGAUACAUCGCCGAGUUCGUCAACAGUUUGACCAACCUUGUUUACAUAUUCUACGCCAUUUAUGGACUCCGCAAACUGCGACAGAAAUCGAACCACGAUGUCUUUCGUGCUAUCCCGUACUGGGGUUUGAUGGCCGUUGGAAUAUGCUCUGCCGCAUUUCAUAUUAGUCUCAAAUACCACACCCAGAUGUUGGACGAUCUCUCCAUGCUCUUUACAACGACCCCAGUUCUACACCAGGUCUUGACCGUCAACGCCACCCGCAGAAAUUCGCUUAUGAUAGCUAUCCUACUAUGGUCAUCUCUUCUGAGCUUAGUUGUUUAUCAUGUCAGAACGGAUGAGCUUCUUCUGCACUCAUUGUCCUUUGCUGCCAUGGUGAUCGUCAUUGGGAUCCGAACUAUGCAGCUUAUCAACGCCCAGACACUUCCAGGCUCAGCGGCUCGGAAACAGAUAUGGGGGAUGGUAAGAUUCGGAGCAGUUAUUUUCAACUUGGGAUUCUACCUCUGGUUGAUUGAUACCUGGAUAUGUGCUUUUUUGAGAAGUACGCGGGCGAGGAUUGGCCUUCCCUUGGCCUUUCUAUUAGAGCUUCACGGUUGGUGGCAUAUCUUUACUGGAAUUGGCGCCUACAUCUUCAUUGCGGUGGUAGAUCACCUCGUGUCUGGUGUGAGUCAUGAUGCUAUCGAAGAGUCUUUUGCCUGGCCUGCUUCGUGGGCUUCGAGGUCAGUUUUCGCGGGAAGAGAUCCUGAGGUGGCUCAUAAGAAGCAAAGUUGA